CACGGCCAUAAUAGACGGCAAUAUUUAGACGGAUUAAACAUUACCAUUCGACCCAGUGAUCAUGAGGUGCACAUACAACCCACAUUUCACCUGCGUGGCGUGGAAAAAGGGCGAGGUGAAGGGGAAACAUCUGGCUGUCAUCCUGAGCUGUGUUCAACUCAUUCCCUAAACGCCCGGAUGAGAGCAGUAGGCGACAUUCAGGGGUAACAUGGUCGCAUGAGUCGGUCGACGCGAGGGUAACUAUUCCGGGUGGACGACAGCCACUGCAGGAAUCUGUGACAUUUUCGACGCAGCCCACGGAGAAACGCUUCUGGGAAAAUACACAUAGAGAUAGAUAGAGGCGUGGAGGCGAGACGGCACAGCACAUUUCUCCCCUUGUGGUGUCCUAUUUCGUUGGUGAAGGAACGUGCAGACAGACUGUCUCACACUAAGCUAUGGAAUGCUCCCUGCACCCACCAUCACUAGUCUCCAAUCUUUGGACUGAGCUCCAAACGCUUAGUUAGCGGCUGUGCUUCUCCCCUCGAACUCUUUACAACCAGGGGACGAAGAAAAGGAGCAGGCUUUCCAAGUCCUCCGCAAAAAAAACAACAAAAAACGCACAGAGCACUUCAUUUUUACAAUACAUAAGCUAGUUUUCUAUUUGUUUUACUCCUCUUGGAUUUUUUUCCCUUUUUUGUGUGGCUGAAAACAUAUCAAGAUGGAUUUGGAUAAUUAUCUGUGGAUGGUGAUUUUUGGCUUCAUCAUUGCCUUCAUCCUGGCGUUUUCGGUGGGAGCCAAUGAUGUGGCCAAUUCAUUUGGCACAGCGGUGGGGUCUGGGGUGGUCACAUUGAAGCAGGCCUGUGUCCUGGCAUCCAUCUUUGAGACACUGGGCUCAAUGCUGCUAGGGGCCAAGGUGGGCGAGACGAUUCGAAAAGGCAUCAUAGAUGUCACCCUGUACAAUGAGACCGUGCCUGUGCUCAUGGCGGGGGAGGUCAGCGCCAUGGUCGGGUCAGCAGCCUGGCAGCUAAUCGCCUCCUUCCUCAGACUGCCCAUCUCUGGAACUCACUGCAUUGUUGGCGCCACCAUCGGCUUCUCCAUGGUGGCCAUCGGCACGAAAGGCGUACAGUGGAUGCAGCUCGUUAAGAUUGUGGCGUCAUGGUUCAUCUCCCCUCUGCUCUCUGGACUCAUGUCUGGAUGCCUCUUCUUUCUCAUCAGACAUGUCAUCCUCAACAAGGAGGACUCUGUUCCCAACGGAUUGCGAGCGCUGCCCCUCUUCUAUGCCUCCACCAUCGGGAUCAACAUGUUCUCCAUCUUAUACACUGGAGCCCCAUUGCUCGGGAUAGAGAUGCUGCCGGUAUGGGCCAUCUUUCUCAUCACUUUAGCUGGGUCGAUAGUCUGUGCAGGUCUGGUUUGGUUUUUCGUCUGUCCCUGGAUGAGGAGGAAAAUAGCAAGUCGUCUAAAGAAGGAGCAAGCUUUGUCCAGGAUCUCUGAUGAGAGCCUGGACAAGAUCCCUGAAGAGGAGGAAGAGAGUCCCGUCUUUAAAGAGCUGCCAGGAGCAAAGGGCACAGAUGAAGCAGUGUUACCACUCACGGGUGGCAGCAGUGAACGGGCCACUCGCGACUUUAGUGGAGAGCUCACAAACCUGUCUAAUGGAGGCUCCAUCCUGCCAAAUGGCAGGGUCUAUGGCCGGACCCACUCAAUGACCAAUGGCUGCCUCAAGUCCCCCAUCUCUAAUGGCAGCUUCAGCUUUGACGGCCACAUGCGCAGUGAUGGCCAGGUGUACCACACAGUGCACAAGGACUCAGGUCUGUAUAAAGAUCUGCUUCAUAAAAUCCACUUGGGCCGCAUGGAUGAUAACGACCGCUCAGGCUCCAACUCGGGCCCGCCUGACAACAAUUACCGCCUGCUGCGCCGCAACAACAGCUAUACCUGCUACACAGCGGCGAUAUGCGGCAUGCCUGUCCAACCGCUCAUACGCACAGAGUCACGCGAUGACAGUGAAAAGCUGGUAGGAGAGGGAGGCGGCAGGAGUAACAGCGUGUCUUACACCAAGAAGCGGGUACGCUACGAUAGCUACUCAUCGUACUGUAACGCUGUGGCCGAGGCCGAGAUUGAGGCUGAGGAGGGUGGAGUGGAGAUGAAGCUGGCCACAGAAAUGGAGGGGGUGGAUGAAGAAGGAGCUCCUGCACCAGUGCCUCUGGACGACUUGGCUGAGGAGGAUCACGAGGAGAAGGACAGUCCUCAGGUGUUCCUGCUGUUCCACUUCCUGCAGAUUCUAACUGCCUGCUUCGGCUCCUUCGCCCACGGAGGCAACGAUGUCAGUAAUGCCAUCGGGCCUCUGGUGGCGCUGUGGAUGAUCUAUGACCAGGGCGGUGUGAUGCAGGACGCUGCCACUCCUAUCUGGCUGCUGUUUUACGGCGGUAUAGGCAUCUGUGCUGGCCUGUGGGUGUGGGGCCGCCGUGUCAUCCAGACCAUGGGCAAGGACCUGACUCCCAUCACCCCCUCAAGUGGAUUCACUAUUGAACUGGCUUCUGCAGUCACAGUCGUGUUGGCUUCCAAUAUCGGAAUCCCUGUCAGUACCACACACUGCAAGGUGGGCUCAGUCGUGGCCGUGGGUUGGAUCCGUUCCAAGAAAGCGGUGGACUGGCGCCUCUUCAGGAACAUCUUCCUGGCUUGGUUCGUGACUGUGCCCGUGGCCGGCCUGUUCAGUGCUGCCGUCAUGGCCCUGUUCGUCUACGGCAUCCUGCCCUAUGUGUGAGGGCUCACGGCUGGGAGGGAAAGCAGAGGAGGAAGAGAGAGAAAGAUAGAGAGAGAGGGAAACUUGGGUAAAAAUCAUAGCUCGAGUGUCAGGGGUUGCAGAUAAAGGAAAAUAGAGAGGAGGAAAGGGCAAAGGUGACGACGAAGAGGAGCAAACAGAGAGGAAAGUAGCUGCAGAGGUUUACAGAUGGACUUGGUUGUACUGUGGAUGUGAGGAGGGUUGGUUCACAUGCUGCCUGGCUCUGCAGUCCAGAAAUCUUUUUGACUCAUUUGAGUUUCUGAUCGGUUUUUAUUUAUUCUUUUUUUGUGUGUGUGUGCAUAAGAAAGAAAGCGUGUAACCAACGUUUUCACAAUACGAUUCAAUCUGCUGUACAUAAGAGAACAGGAGGGAGACUUUAACAAGAAUUUUGGUUGUUGGAGAAUUAGCGGCAGUCAUUUUCUGAGUUUCUUCAUUAAAAAUAAAAAAGACUUCAAAAAAUACAAACAGAUCACAACUAAAAAUGGCAUCAAAAAAGUUCAUUCUCACACCUAAACAGACAAAUAUGCCUGCGGUGAAGCUAUUAUCCUCCUGCCUGCAAUCCCGGGUAGCAUAGUUGGUCAAAUGCUUAUUAUUAUUAUUAUUAUUAUUAUUGUUCCAAAAUGCCAGAAAAAAACCCUGUACAUAUUGUUAUAUCAGAUUGAGUGUGAUUUGUUGUAUUGCGGCUUGCUUUAAAGUUAAAAAAAAAGAAGAAAAGAUGUGCGUGUGUUCAACCAACCCGUCCAUCAUCUCACUUUUAACAUGUUAGCCAGGUACAACUGGGGCCAAUGGAAAGGACGCCUCAGAGAGGGGUGGUGGGACUGUCACUCUUUUUAUUUUCCACAUGAUACCAUAGAAACCUGAUUUACUAAAGAGUUGAUUUUUGUCAAGAGCUCCUGUAUGUUUUUAGAGAUGGAUCUCAUAUUUUUUAAUGAUGUAUUAUACUGUAAUUUGUACUGUAAAUACUGCCCUUAAAGAGUUGGGGAUGGGAGGGGUGGGGUGUUUUUUUUGUUUUUGUUUGUUUGUUUUUUAAAUAUCAUUGGGUGGGGGCCUCUUCACCUCUUCAUGAUGUCAUUUACUGUAUAUACAGUAUGUUUCAUCCCAGAGGCUCACAGUAGAGUACCCAUACAUACACUCAUGAACACACACACACACACACACUUACAGGCUGCUGUUUUUCUGAAGUUGGCAGAAAUAGUAUUUUGAUUGGAAAUAAACAAAUAUUACCUGUAACAACAGAGAAAACCGCCACUAGCUGAUGAUCCUAAGGAGAUAGUCAGUAAAUUCAAGAGAGGUUGCUCUUUUUGAGAGCAGCGCCAUGCCAAAGUAAUCUUGUCGCCAUAUCAACAUGCCAACUUCAAUGUAGGAUAAUGAGGUUUAGGUGCAGCAGAAGCCAAAACACUACAACUGAAACAUUCACACUAAGGUCCGAUAAAGUGUUCACAUAUCUUCAUCUAUAUGCCUUUUUUUUCAUACGUUAAGCUCAGUUACUGGAGUCAUUUCCUCAUGUUGAAGGCUCCCUGCCAAUGAAGGACCUCUACACUGUCCAAUGUUCAGUUCAGCUGGCAUGUCUUAGUCGAGAAUGUAUCUUUCUCUGUAGCCCUGAACCUCAGUCUCAUAACUGUCCCUCAUGUGACAAAUCUGAGGUGUCUGUCUCAAGAUGCCUCCAUAAGUUGAAGCCUUGUCAUGCCAGACAGUGAUUACUGUGUCAUAUCAAACUAAAAUGAGACAAAUUUGUAUUAUAACUCAGCUAGUUAUGCAGAGGUGGCAAAUAAGCCGCACGUGUAGCUCCUCAAAAUGAGCCGGUAUUGUUUUAAGUACAGACGCAUGAAGUCUAUUGAUCACCUGUGUUUCAGUCUAAGUGCUAAGGGGGUUAACUAGAUAUCAUAGGGUGAAGUUGAGGGCUAAAUCGAAGCCUGAUGAGGGUUUUGAGGCCACUCGCGUCAUGAAAAUAUCACAAGGCUCUUGUAAUAGGAUCAUUAUGUCUGAAAGAGAUGGUAUUAGGGGGGAUAGUACUGAUCAUCACCAGCUUUUUAACAGGGUCGUCUGACCUGUAGAUGAACAAAGUCUAAAGCUUUUUUUAUUUGAACAAACUCAAUGCCAGGUGUUGCAAGAUCUUUUUUUGUUCUUGUGGUGUGUUUCCUAAUUUCUUUUUUUUUUCUCAUGAACAAAUCUAUGCUUAAGUAGCCACUUGCCUUGUAACAUUGUGUUUUAUUUUGUGCAGAUACAGUAAAUAAUUAAGUACUGUGGUGUUUACAUCGUAACCAUGUUGUAGAGUAUCUGAAAAAAAACAGUUGCCUAAUGAUGCCAAUGAAAGACAAACUAUUAACCGUGAAUUUUUAAGUGCAAGUAAAGAAAAAAAAAACCUAAAGUGUCUAGAGAGAGAGAAAGAGCGAGAGCAAGUGUGCGUGCGCUGACUUGUUUUUUGGGUUUUUUUGUUGUAGUAGUAGUGCUAAUCAUGAUCCCUGUCACUUUACACUGCUACUACAAUGCGUUAACACUACAUGUAUGGGUGCAAUUCAGUAAUGAUGAGAAUAACUAGAGAAAUUUCAUCAAGACUAUAUAUUUUUCUACCAUAUCUGAGUUUUAACCUGGGUGAGCUUCCAGACACUUUGGAGGACAUGCUGUGGGUUGUUUGGGAAAUUGGCAAACUGGCACUAGUUGUUAUAAGACCAUGAUCACAGCAACACUGAAGAAUGAUCUUAUUACAGGUCGUCUUGCCUCCUUGGUGCCAUGCGCCACACUUCCUUGAAGCCCAGCGUGUCCCUCUAACAUGUAGAUUGACGUGUCGCUUGCCAAUAGAUCAGAUUUUUAAAUUACCAUUUUUAUUUUUGAAUUUUAGAUGAAAACACUUUGUAAUUUUGUUUCCCUACUGCUUUAAUCAUGAGCUGUGAGAGCAGGACGGCAUCUUGCUAAAACCAGGACGACAGCUCACUGAAGGCGAAAUCUAGAAGCAAAAUCUUUUUUUCGUAGGUGAGAAAUUUUAAAUCGUAAACUGUUAACUGAUAACUGGACUGUGAGGACAUUUGUUUCCUUGUUUUGGCAGGUGACCACUCUUGAAGCUCAUACCCUUUUCAUCUGUGGGUUGCACAGGGGGCUGCACAGAGCUGGUGUGUUCAAAUUCUCUUAGUGGUCUUGUCAAAGUAAAGGAACCUGGAGGGGGGGAAAAAAAUACAAUUUAAAGACAUUUUAUGAUACACCAGAAAGUCUGGCCUUGUUUCCCAAUACAUCGAAGAUCUGGAGCAUGUAAAGGAUCACAUUUCCUUUAAACCAACUGCUAACAUCUAACAACAAAACAUUUGUCACCAUUUUACUGAAUGACCAUUAUAAUGAUGAAGAAUUAAUGAAUAGUAUUUCAGCCUUUUAAAAAGUCGAGGGCUCGUAGAACAAAGACGAGCCUUCAGAUUUUGAUCUUUGCUGGAUCCAUAUGACCACACUUCAGAUAUCUGGGAGAGGAAAAAGCAUCACCAGACACUGCAGGCCCACUUUGUAACACACACUUGUCAUUUUUUGUUGUUUUUCCAUGCAUUCUCAAUCCUGAUAGGCCAAAAGGGAUGCACUGCUCAAGAUGGGGAGGGAAAGUGAAAAUCGCCCUCUGGUGGCAGCGUUAAAGCAUCUUUUGAAAAAAAAAAAAGGCUUUGCAAAACUUAAUUUAAAGCAAUUUUCAUCAUUUAGCCAGGCUAAUUGGUUAAAAAUUAAAACAGUGAUGCUAUUUAGAUGUUAAAGCUGGAGUGCGUGACUUUGACAUAUAAAUGAACAUCUGUUAUAUUCAAGCCCUUGGUAAACAAGUUCAUACGAUACAGAUUAAAUCCAUCACCACCAUAUAAAUCUCUGUAUUUCAGAGUUUAUAGAGUUUUUAAAUCUGCAGUCUGUGGCGACAUUCCCACACUAUACACUGGUAGUGAUGCUACUAAUGUCAGCCAGCAAUGACUGUUCUGACGAAGAUACCCGAGGGCCGACCACCCAUUAAGACGGGUCGAGAUGCCAAACAUUAUUUAAUUUCCCCUCGGCAAAUCUAACGCGCCAGGCUAGAAGAUGUUGUAAUUUUCAGAGUAGGACUGUUAAUGUCACUUUAUCAAGUGUUUUUUUUUUUUUCAGGCAAGAAAGUAGCCAUUUAGAUUCCCAAUAUGUGCUCAGUUUAUCCAAAUAACGAGUGAUCUUAGAAGCAGAUUGAGAAAAUGUGUUUUCAGGGCCUUUAAAUGAGUCAAUCCUUAUUUAGUCUAUUCAUUUGAUCAAUUGUAAUCCUUUAAUUCGAGUAACCGAAGCUAAUUUACAAUAAUCUGUUGUGUGUACGCAGCCACUAGACGGCGCAGUUGGACACUUUCCCUCCCUGUAGAGAGAGGCAGCGUUUUAGACCAGUCCAUAUCAACUGAUCAGUAUAAAUCAAUGAGUGGUGUAAUUGCCAUUGAGGGAGUAACUGUGCUUCUACUGCAGUAUAACUGUUUUAUAACCUUUUCGUUGAGAGAAACUAGAGAAACAGAAUGUGCCAUUUUCUUCUCCCUGAAUGUGCAAUACGAGCUGUUUUUUUUCUCGUGAAGGUGCGACUACACGUUGCUAUCGAUCUGUGGUCGUGUAGCUCCACCCGCCCCGGUUUAAUAGCACCCUCUCCUGUUUUGUGUGGAACUACCACCCGCCUCACACAAGCAGAUGGGGGAGGGGGGUAUUCAGUUCAGACCUUCAUCUGGAUGUGGCGUGCAGUCUCUAGUUUUCUGGUCUGUUUUGUAAUAGAAUGUGCUCCUUGGCUGGCCUGCAGGCUUUACAGCUCUGUGUUGUCUUUUUACUGUUUACUGCUAUUUAACUGUUCAGUCCUUCAAAAAGUUAAAAAAAAAAAUAGAUAAAUAAAUGGAUUUUAAAAAAUCAAAAGAAACUUGUAGCCUGCUUCUACAAAACCUUAAAACUCUUCUGAUUUGCAUAUAUCGUACUGUAAUGUU
Scomber scombrus (Atlantic mackerel) is the source of this 7683-nucleotide messenger RNA. RefSeq names its product solute carrier family 20 member 2 (gene slc20a2). The coding region runs from base 698 to 2737 and encodes 679 amino acids. Gene Ontology annotation, biological process: phosphate ion transmembrane transport. The transcript has 12 exons. Lineage: Eukaryota; Metazoa; Chordata; Actinopteri; Scombriformes; Scombridae. Gene Ontology annotation, cellular component: membrane. The record is from RefSeq and is a predicted model, not a curated record. Gene Ontology annotation, molecular function: phosphate transmembrane transporter activity.